GCCAUUUGGUCUCAGCACACAUACCUCAGGCAAGUCCCCAGGAUUUUCAGAGGUGUUUUUUUUUUCCCCAGUGAUGGAUUUGGGGAAUCCUAGAAUUUCUGGGACACUGUAGCAAUCUGGACAGUUUUUGAGUGCCAACUAUGCACCAGCCACUAUCCCUUAGUGCCUGUGAUGCACCAGCCACUCUGCCUCUGUGGCUGGUAAAGCAAAAUACCGGGUUCAACCACAAACAAAAAGGACAAAAACCUUUGCCCUCAUGGAGCACAAACAGAGGGGGAAACAGAUCCCCCUCUUUUAUGUGAAUUAUUUUAUGUAAAUAAAAGCUUUAGUAUGUUGGGUCAUGCAGGUGUAAGGAAAACCAGCAUUUCACCCUCGGAGGCAUGAACUCGUGGCUGUCACACGGCAGGCGGUGCACACCCCCAUGCCAACGAGAGAAAGCUUUCCGGCGCGUGCUCGGCGCGUGCUCGGCGCGCAUGCCUGCUUGCGGGGAGACUAGAGGCCGUUCCCAGAGCCGCGGUGCACACGCCGCAGGCCGGCCAGGGAACGAAGAUGAAUACAGCAGAGGUCCUCGCGUAAGAAGCCGCCCCAGGUGCCUCAAACCCAAAAGGAACGCACGAGGUACCAGGGGAGGUUUAAAGGCACAGCUCUAAAGUUUCCUCAGUUUCGCCUAAUGUCUCAGCUGUGAUGAAGUGGCUCAGCCCACUGGGGGCCUUCGAUGUGGAGGAAGGAACCUGUGGAACAGUUUUGUUGUGAAGAGAGCUUCCUGUGUUCCGGGGCACACCGCGUCAGUCUCCUCAGCCCUUUGAGUGACAUCCCUUUGAGUGAUGGGCUCUUGCAACAGAUGGAGAAAUUGCUCCUGAUUCUAAGGAGGAGAACCUUUAUGUUCAAGUCUUUGCUGUAAAACUGAACAUUACUCAAACAAGAUAUUAUCCAAAUAUCAAUGCAGAUCCAGAUCCUCUGAACUUUCCUCUUCUGUGAUUCAUCACAGAUGCCAUCAUUUGUUUUCUGAAAGCCCCCAGGAACAUGGUGUUUUGUUACUGGGGACAAGACCUGAUUCUCGAAUUGCCAUAGCAACAACCAUCUAGAGCCAUCAGAAGAGUGACUACCUUCAUGCUGAGCUAGAGGCACUUGAGUACACUUGAGAUCCAUCUGACCCAAUUCCUCGUUCCAAGGUAGAAUGAAGCCACACCAGAUUUUGUGACUUCAAGGUCUCUCAUUACCUGUGCCCAGAACACCUGAUUAGAUUCCAUGGCGAGUACAAAUAACGUGACCGAGUUAAUUAUCGUCGGUCUUUUCCAGGAUCCAGAGGUGCAGAGAGGGUGCUUUGUGGUGUUUCUUCUGGUGUACCUGGCCACAGUGGUGGGCAAUGGUCUCAUUGUUCUGACAGUCAAUGUCAGUAAGAGUCUGCGUUCCCCCAUGUACUUCUUCCUUAGCUACUUGUCCCUGGUGGAGAUUACUUACUCCUCCACUGUUGUCCCUAAAUUCAUGACAGACUUACUUGCCAAGAUUAAAACCAUCUCCCUGGAGGGCUGUGUGGCUCAGAUAUUCUUCUUCCACUUCUUUGGAGUUACUGAGAUCUUCCUGCUGACGGUAAUGGCCUAUGACCGCUACGUGGCCAUUUGCAAACCCCUUCACUACACAACUAUCAUGAGCCGGUCUGUGUGUCGCCUUCUGGUGGCUGGAUCCUGGCUCGGGGGCUUUUUUCAUUCCAUGGUCCAGAUUAUUAUCACUCUCCAGUUGUCUUUCUGUGGUCCCAAUGUGAUUGACCACUACUUCUGUGACCUCCAUCCCUUAUUCAAGCUUUCCUGCACUGACACUUCUGUGGAGGGGGUUAUUGUGUUGGCCAACAGUGGAUUAUUUUCUAUCUUCUCCUUCCUCCUCCUGGUGUCCUCCUAUAUUGUCAUCCUGUACAACCUGAGGAACCAUUCUGCAGAGGGGAGGCGCAAAGCCCUCUCCACCUGUGCCUCUCACAUCACAGUGGUCCUCUUGUUCUUUGGACCUGCCAUCUUCCUCUACAUGCGGCCUCCCUCUACUUUCACUGAGGACAAACUGGUGGCCGUGUUCUACACAGUUGUCACCCCCAUGCUGAACCCCAUCAUCUACACACUCAGGAAUGCAGAGGUGAAAAAUGCCAUGAGGAAGCUGUGGGGGAAGAGAAUGAAUUCAGGGAGAGACUAAAAAUGAAAGCAUGAAAAAAUUAUCAUGUCUAAGGGGUGACCAAAUAUGCAUUCUGAUUUCAGUCAAGUCUGAGGGAUUGAGGAAAAGUUAACCUGUUUGUCUAUAUAUACAUAUAUAGAUUUAUAUAUUUAUAUUUUGUAUUUAGAUGAGCCCCUUAUAUCCCACUGCACUAAUCACAGCUGCACCAAUUCAUUGCUGUCUGCAGUUUGGAGGAUGUUUUGGAGAAGAGCUGCAUCUCUUCUCUUCUUCUGGUGCCCAUAGUUGGAAGCCCCACAGCCUUCAGGGAGGGAUUACCUAGACUGUGAAUUCCCACCCUGUUGUUUUCUACCUGUGCAACCUUGGGUUCAUCCGCUUUGCCUCUUGGUGUUAGCACGCUGUGGGGUAUGGAAAGUCCGUGGCACUUGGAGACAGAAGUUUAUGUUUUGCUUUGUCCUUUUCUGAUAGUGUUGUGACAUCUUGUGGGAGUCCCACGGAGGCUUUUAUACUUCAUUUGGUACCCCUGCUUUAUUUACCUGAUUCUAAUGCCUGAAAUUCCUCAUUAUGAGCCUUAUUUCACAGGAAUAAGAUAUUGUUAGAACGGAAAUGUCUCUUGGAUGUGAAAUACAGUGAAGGUGUUGUUAACCAUUAAUUUGGACAAUUUUAGAAGACCUUUUUAUUUCUAGACAGUUGCUGUCUGGGCACUGGGGUGUUGCUUAAGCCAGAUACAGCUCAUUGCCUGUUUUUUUUAUGGCCUAAAAACCAACAUGGU
This is a messenger RNA of Acinonyx jubatus (cheetah), 2926 nucleotides long. RefSeq names its product olfactory receptor 4B1-like. NCBI's taxonomy places the organism in Eukaryota, Metazoa, Chordata, Mammalia, Carnivora, Felidae. Gene Ontology annotation, cellular component: membrane. Gene Ontology annotation, biological process: G protein-coupled receptor signaling pathway. The transcript is spliced from 5 exons. The record is from RefSeq and is a predicted model, not a curated record. Gene Ontology annotation, molecular function: olfactory receptor activity; G protein-coupled receptor activity. The coding region runs from base 1249 to 2178 and encodes 309 amino acids.